CAUUAACGGCAGCAAGCAGACGGAGCCGGCGCCGAGAGAGCCCAGCGCCGGAGAUCUCCCCCUCCUCCUCCGCCAUGGAGACGCUGGCCAGCGCCAUGCGACGCGAGAACCGCCGCUUCAAGGCCCCGUCCUCCUUCGCGUCCUCUGCCUCCGCCGGCGCCGGCGUCGCCUCGGGACGGGUCCCUCUCGUCAUGGCCUUCCUCUCCUGCCUCGCCUGGCUCUACGUCGCCGGCCGGUUGUGGCAGGACGCGCAGACCCGGGCGAUCCUGUCCGGCCUCCUCGAGAAGAAUUCCGGCAACCUCCCGAAGGUGCUGUCGGUGGAGGACAAGCUGAGGAACCUCGGAUGCAAGGAGAUCGGGAGAAAGAUAGUUGAGGCGGAGAUGGACCUGACCAAGGCCAAGAGCGAGGGGUACUUGUGGGGAAACAGGACUGCUGCGGUGGAUUCUGAGAAGAAGCAGCAGCUUCUUGCCGUCAUUGGAGUGUACACUGGAUUUGGCUCCCGGCUUAAGAGGAAUGUCUUCCGUGGCUCGUGGAUGCCAAGAGGUGAUGCUCUGAAGAAGCUUGAGGAAAAGGGUGUCGUCAUUCGUUUUGUUAUUGGUCGGAGUGCAAAUAGAGGUGAUAGCUUGGACCGUAAUAUUGAUGAUGAAAAUCGGAGGACAAAGGACUUCUUGAUUCUUGAAAGUCAUGAAGAGGCUGCAGAAGAAUUACCGAGCAAAGCAAAAUUUUUCUUUAGUGCUGCAGUUGAAGCCUGGGAUGCAGAAUUCUAUGUCAAAGUUGAGGAUAACAUUAAUCUUGACUUAGCUGGGUUAAUUGAGAUGCUUGAAGGCCGGCGAGGUAACCAAGGAUUGUACAUGGGCUGUAUGAAAUCAGGGGUUGUCGUAAGCGAAGAGGGCCAACAAUGGUUUGAACCUGAGUGGUGGAAAUUUGGAGACUCAAAAACAUACUUUCGCCAUGCUUCUGGUUCUUUGUUUAUUCUCUCGAACAAUUUGGCUCGCUACAUCAACAUAAACAGUGCAUCACUUCAGAGCUACGCACAUGAUGAUAUAUCAGUAGGUUCAUGGAUGAUGGGAGUGAAUGCAACUUACGUCGAUGAUGAUCGGUUGUGCUGCGGUAGUUCUAGACAAGAGAAAGUAUGUUCCAAUGCUUGAGUUGAGCGGAAGGCGUGGUUCUGGCUGCUUAUCGCGAUGAAGAAUUUUUUGUACAUCUGGCAUUUUGUAUACACCGGAAAAGGCUACUAUCCAGAUAGAAUCGUGUUGCUCUAUCAGAAUAUCUAACCAACUUUAGGAGAACAAGUGUUUGCAACCAUGAAAGUCUUCACCUGUAGAUUGAUGUUCCUGCUGAUCCUCUUCCUUGCAGCCAGACCACAUUUAUAAAGAAUCAUACACCUGAGUUUGCAAUA
Molecule: messenger RNA, 1399 nt
Organism: Panicum hallii
Lineage: Eukaryota; Viridiplantae; Streptophyta; Magnoliopsida; Poales; Poaceae
Product: hydroxyproline O-galactosyltransferase HPGT2-like
Exons: 12
Coding region: 75-1148 (357 amino acids)
Cellular component (GO): Golgi membrane
Molecular function (GO): hexosyltransferase activity
Source: RefSeq, a predicted model, not a curated record